CUCACAUCAGCACUGGUCCCUCUCUCUUUUUACCCCUCGACUGGACAGUGAGCGGACAUGUCUCACCGCAAGUUCCAUGCACCCCGGCAUGGACAUAUGGGGUUCCUGCCCCACAAACGAAGCAAGAAGCAUAGAGGAAAGGUGCGCACGUGGCCGAAAGAUGACCCCAGCAAACCCGUACACCUCACUGCCUACCUGGGAUACAAGGCUGGCAUGACCCACACGCUGAGGGAGGUGCACCGCACCGGCCUCAAAAUAGCAAAGCGAGAGGAAGUGGAGGCGGUUACCAUCAUUGAAACACCUCCAGUCAUUGUGGUGGGGGUCGUGGGAUACAUUAAAACCAUCCGUGGCUUGCGCUCCCUCAAAACCAUCUUUGCUGAGCAUAUCAGCGACGAGUGCAAACGCAGAUUCUACAAAAACUGGCACAAGAGCAAGAAGAAGGCCUUCACUAAGUACAGUAAGAAGUGGCAGGAUGAAACGGGAAAGAAACAGCUGGACAAGGAUUUCUCUCAGAUGAAGAAAUACUGCUCAGUGAUCAGGGUUAUUGUUCACUCGCAGAUGCGGUUGCUGCCAAUAGCACAGAAAAGAGCCCACAUCAUGGAGGUGCAACUGAACGGGGGAAGCAUCUCGGACAAGGUGGACUGGGCGAAGGAGCGCCUGGAGCAGCCUGUGCCCGUUUCUUCUGUCUUCUACCAGGAUGAGAUGAUUGACAUAAUUGGAGUCACUAAGGGUCACGGCUUUAAAGGUGUGACAAGCCGCUGGCACACGAAGAAACUGCCGAGGAAGACUCACAAGGGUCUGAGGAAGGUGGCCUGUAUUGGAGCCUGGCAUCCGGCCCGUGUGGCGUUCACUAUUGCUCGUGCUGGUCAGAAGGGCUACCACCACCGCACUGAGAUCAACAAGAAGAUCUACCGCAUUGGUAGGGGUGUGCACAUCCAGGAUGGAAAAGUGAUCCGGAACAAUGCCUCCACUAACUACGACAUCAGCCAGAAGACCAUUUCACCCAUGGGAGGAUUCCCUCACUAUGGUGAAGUGAAUAAUGACUUUGUCAUGGUGAAGGGCUGCGUGGUCGGCGCCAAGAAACGUGUACUCACCCUCAGAAAGUCUUUGCUCAUACACACAUCUCGCAAAUCCAAGGAAACCAUCGAGCUCAAGUUCAUCGACACCACUUCCAAAUUUGGUCACGGCCGCUUCCAGACUGCCCAGGAGAAGAGGGCAUUUAUGGGGCCACUGAAGAAGGAUGCACAUAAAUCCCUGCCAGAGCCUCUCAUCGAGGAGGUCUGAAAAAAAAAGAUCACAUCUUAAUUCUAUUACAGUAAUAAAACAGAAUUUCAAAUCCA
Messenger RNA from Plectropomus leopardus (leopard coralgrouper), 1340 nucleotides. Its product is annotated as large ribosomal subunit protein uL3-like. Gene Ontology annotation, biological process: translation. The record is from RefSeq and is a predicted model, not a curated record. Gene Ontology annotation, molecular function: RNA binding; structural constituent of ribosome. NCBI's taxonomy places the organism in Eukaryota, Metazoa, Chordata, Actinopteri, Perciformes, Serranidae. Gene Ontology annotation, cellular component: ribosome; cytosolic large ribosomal subunit.